AUGAGUGCGGAUCUGUAUUAUCGGAUAGCGAUAUCCAGUGUGGUCAUAAGUACGCUGACUGUAACAGCACUCCUCAUCGCCAUACCAACACUAAUGGCAAGAAUUGAUAAUGAACGACGCAACACUGAAAUUGUCUCACGCAAUUUCAAGGAACAUUCCGAGAGCAUUUGGACGACAUUCAAAUCAGUUGGAAAUAUUGCAGCACCAAUGUUUUUUUCACGACCAGUUCGUUCAAUGUGGGAUCGAAAUACAUGUCGCGGUUGUUUUCCGUUGGCCUGUCCAAUGGGUCCAACCGGUCCUCCAGGUGCACCCGGACCGGAUGGCAAUCCUGGCGAUGCAGGCAAUCAAGGUCCUGCAGGAGAUGAUGGAUAUGAUGUUCAACUGGAAGCUGAACCAGAUCUGCCAUGCAUCGUUUGUCCAGCUGGACCACCGGGAAUGAGAGGUUCACAAGGUGAACGCGGCAGAAUUGGCGAUGCAGGAACGCGAGGUGAGCAAGGUCCACAUGGUCUCGGUGGUCCAGACGGUCCUCCGGGACAUCCGGGAAUUCCGGGGCCAGCGGGUCCUAAAGGGCCACUCGGCGCAAAGGGGCCACCUGGAGAUAAAGCCAUUGCAGGUUAUCAGUUCAUCCAUAUUUUCUAUGAAACAACAACAACGCACUUAAGUUCUGUCCAUUACUCUUCAUUAGAUCCGGUUUUCAAUGGAACUUGUCCAUUUCCAGGAGUUGGCAUUAAAGGUCCACGAGGUCCACCGGGUUCUCGUGGUCCAAUGGGACCUACUGGAUCGUCUGGAAAACCAUCAAAAACUCCAGGCACAGCAGGAAAGCAAGGAUCAAUGGGACCAGUAGGACCACCAGGAUCUCCUGGAAGAGUUGGUGAGGAUGGUCCUUGGGGACCACCUGGUGAACCAGGGCAACCAGCAACGUACUGUCCGUCUGACUGUGGAGUAUCACAGAUUUAUGCACCGGCGUAUUUCGAUUCGUCGAAAGUGGAUCCAGUCGAAGGUUCCCCAUCAUUCGCAACCGCAUCUGAUAACGGAGGACCAGAAUAUACGUGGUUCGAAAGAUUGUAA
Anisakis simplex (herring worm) is the source of this 1068-nucleotide messenger RNA. Lineage: Eukaryota; Metazoa; Nematoda; Chromadorea; Rhabditida; Anisakidae. The record is from the annotation of a GenBank genome assembly.